AUGUACAAACCACAAGAAAAGUUCCCUUCUUCAGAAAUGCGAGAGAAACAGCACAAUCCUUUCCGAUUGCUCAUAUUGCUCAUCCUAACUUCUACAGUAUCCUGUCAGCUAUCCUGUCACCGGAUACCAACUUCAUUCUGUUGUACAACAAGAAUCAGAGAUCAGUGUCCGGAACAGUGUGCAACGGUUCAAUGUGGCACCGAAUUUAUACAUAAUUUGUUCUCAACGGACGGUUCUCGAAAACCAGCCAACAAUAAUAAUAACUUCGGUGGAGCGCAUGAUGGAAACGCGAAUAUUGGAGGUGUUGGAAGUGGAGAUUCUCAGAGAGGUGCAGAUGGAUUUGGAGGAAUUGAUCCCUCGAUAACCUCAUUCGAAAAACCUGACCAACCCCCUCCGCCUCCAGCUGCGCCAUCCCGUGUGGAUGCCACGUGGAAUCCAGAAACGCAUUCGAAUUCUGGAGAUGCUAGAAGAAUUACAACAGAGAAUUUCUUCACAACAACCCAACCAACCACUUCUUCCGGAUUUCCAACCCUGAUUCCAUUCUCCACGGAUUCCUGGACCACUCAAACUCCUAGACCCUUGGCUCCAGAACCCGUACUGGCUCCAGAGGCCAAUAGAAUGCCAGUUCCAGUCCCUGAGGUCCCAAAUUUGGGAUUUCAUGGAAAUUUUGGACAAGAAUUGCCGGUGACAAACCCAACAGUGGCUUCGCCUCCAAAACGAGAUGGUCACCGACGACGAACGACACCGGAUCCAAGAAUAAUUCGACCACCAGAAUCCCUGGUUGUCAUUGGAGAUUAUGAUGAAGACGAACCACCAUCCGAGAAUGCUGUUGUGGAUUCGCCACAACCCCUCCCUGCCACGUCACCACCACCUCCAUCGCCUCCAUCAUUCUUUUCCCAAACUCUGCCCCCAUCACCACCUGUUAUCAGUAACAGUGGAGAUGUAUCGCCAGAUCCAGAAAGGAAAUUAGCGCUUCACCAAAUGUCGAACAAUCUGGAACCGCUGCUGCUACGUUGA
This is a messenger RNA of Caenorhabditis briggsae, 1017 nucleotides long. The transcript is spliced from 5 exons. The coding region runs from base 1 to 1017 and encodes 338 amino acids. NCBI's taxonomy places the organism in Eukaryota, Metazoa, Nematoda, Chromadorea, Rhabditida, Rhabditidae. The record is from RefSeq and is a predicted model, not a curated record.